This is a messenger RNA of Oncorhynchus gorbuscha (pink salmon), 990 nucleotides long. RefSeq names its product photoreceptor ankyrin repeat protein-like. Gene Ontology annotation, molecular function: protein binding. The transcript is spliced from 3 exons. Bases 4 to 990 code for a protein of 328 amino acids. Lineage: Eukaryota; Metazoa; Chordata; Actinopteri; Salmoniformes; Salmonidae. The record is from RefSeq and is a predicted model, not a curated record.
CUGAUGGUGGCGUGCUAUAAGGGUUUUUUGGACAUUGUGCAAUCUCUUUACCACUGUCCCUACCUGGACAUAAAUCACCAGGACAACGAUGGCAACACAGCACUGAUGAUCGCUGCACAAGCAGGUCACACCAUUACAGUGACCUACAUCCUAAACUACUACCCCGGGGCAGACACAGAGAUCCGGGACUGCCGUGGCUUCACCGCACUCAUUAAAGCUGCCAUGCAGGGCCGAGACGAUGUGGUGUCUUCCCUCGUCAUGGCCGGUGCAGACCUAAAUGCAAUAGACACCAGGAAGCAGAAGUGUGCGCGGGACUGGGCACUAAAGACGGGCCGCUACGAGACCUUGAGCCGCCUCCGCCGCCUCAACCUGCGGCCUAGAGCCGAGCAGUUUACUGAGAGCUACGUCCCCGAGUGGCCAGAACUGAAAGUGCUGGUGGCCAAAGCCACAGCCAACAAGAGCACCGGCCAGAUGAUCACCCAGCGCAUCAAGUCCACCUUCAGCUUCAAUUUUCUCCAAGACCCCCAGGACAACGGGGUCUUGGACCAUAUGGUGCGUAUCACCACCAGCAUCCAUAGCCCUUUGGUGGCCACCGCCUGCCGGCCGCUAUGCCCCACCAGCCCCCCCGAGGUGGGAAAGAGGCGCUUGGCCGUGCCUGAGCUGAGGAAGAAGCACUCAGAGAAGAAGCUGGAGGAGAGCUCUGUGUGCCACAGCAACGGCUCCGUCUCCGUCUCCUCCAUCAUUCCACACAUCCACUUGGCCGAGACCAUCGCCACGUCUUGCUGUGUGGACACAGAGCGCAGGGGCAGUAUUAUCUCUAUAGCCUCCACCGGGGUGCGCACCUUCAUGCCCAGGAACAUGGCCCACAGGAAUAGUGUGUUCCCUUCCGGCUGCAUCCCCAAGAUCCAGAUAGUGAAGUCUGGAGAGCCCAUGCCUAGGAAGGAAAAAAAGAAGAAGAGGCACAAGGGUCACCUGGAGCUGCCCGUAUGA